AUGGACGACUUAGUUAUUGGCAUCGAUUUAGGUACGACAAACACUUGUGUUGCUUGUUAUCGCAACGGUAUGGUGGAAAUUUUGGAAAAUUCCGAAGGAGGAAGACUUACACCGUCUUGGGUAUUUUUCAUGAAAAAUUCUGCCUUACCACCCAUCGUUGGUCAGUGUGCAAAAAGAAUGGUACACACGUUGCCACCUAAUGGAAUUUAUGAAACUAAACGAUUCCUUGGUAAAAGUUUCAACGCCAUAGAAGAAACUUUGAAGUACUUCACGUUCAAUGUUGAAAACAAAUUAGGCAGUCCUGUCAUUAAAAUCGAACGCGACAACUACACGCAAGAACUAACUCCCCAAGAAAUUAGUUCUUUAAUUUUGAAAAGAGUAAAAAAAGAUGUGGAAGAUAAAUUUGGUCACAAAGUCGAGAAAGCUGUUAUCACCGUCCCUGCUUGUUUUAACACAACUCAACGGGAAGUUACGUUGGCGGCCGCCAACGAAGCUGGUUUUACUGUUUUAAAGCUGUUUAACGAACCGACAGCGGCGGCCUUAAGUUAUUUUUUUAAAAAAGAGGACGCGAACGAUGGUUAUGCGUUAGUUUAUGACUUAGGGGGUGGCACUUUUGACGUAUCCGUCCUAAAACGAACAGCAACCAAUAUCGAUAUUAUAUGCGUGGAUGGAAACACUCAACUGGGAGGAAAAGAUUUUGAUAAUCUUAUCGUUGACUACGUUUGUGAAAAAACAGAGCACUAUGACUGGGAUCCUAAGCAAAACAGGAGAAAAAUGUGCAGACUGCAAAAUAUUUGUGAAGAUGCCAAAAUUGAUUUAUCCGUAGGCGAAGAAACGAGUAUUAUUUUGGAUGGAUUCGUGUCGGAUCAGGAAAUUGAGAUAGAACUGGAGAGGGAAGAGUUUGAGCUAAAAGCACAUACUUUAAUUGAGAGAACAAUUAACAUUGUCGAGAGAUGUCUCAAAAAUUCUCAGAUUAAAAAAAAACAAAUUGAACAUGUGAUACUGUCGGGUGGUUCCGGUCGAAUUCCGAAGGUUCAAAAAAUGUUGUUCGACUUCUUUGCCAGAAACACUCUGACAAAGUUUGUUCAUCUCGACGAAUGUAUUGCGGAAGGCGCUGCUCUUCAGGCGGCCAUGUUGGCCACAAACGUUACACAAAAAAUCGAGAAAUUAGUUAUAACAGAUGUGGUUCCUUUGUCCCUUGGAAUAGGUGUAUGGCCUGACCGAAUGAAUUUUGUUAUAAAAAAAGGCGCUCCUAUACCUACAAGGAAGUCCAUACGUGUUGAAACGAUAAAACAUGAGCAAACAACAAUAACGUUUAAAAUAUUCGAAGGAGAGCGUCUAAAUAUAAAGAAAAAUUAUUACUUAGGCUCGCUUCUGUUAGAAAAUAUUACGCCGGCGCCUCCAGGCCAGUGUAAGGUUUGGGUUACUUUCACUAUCGACCACAAUGGCGUAUUGGACGUUAAGGCAAAAGAGCAAAGAAGCAACAACUCGAAGGAAUUAACUGUUCGAUAUACAAGAGGAAGACACAGCGAGAGCGAAAUUAAAGAUGCACUUGUCGACGCUGAAAAGAAUCAAAAAGAAGACGAAUCAUUUGACACAUUUUCAAAACGAAAACUAUAUUUACUGCAGUAUUGCGAAGCCGUUAAAUACAAUUUGCGUAUUUUAAAUUUAAUUGAAGAAUACCAGGAGGUGUACAGUUUGUGUAAAAUCAUUCAAACUAAAAUUGAAAAUAUUCAUGUUGACAAUAAAAGCGAAUUAGAUAAUCUUAUAAGCGAGGCUGAGCGGCAAUGUGUACCUAUUGUUAAAAAUCGUGAAUUUAAAAACAUGCCUUUAUCUCAAUAA
Molecule: messenger RNA, 1842 nt
Organism: Zophobas morio
Lineage: Eukaryota; Metazoa; Arthropoda; Insecta; Coleoptera; Tenebrionidae
Product: heat shock 70 kDa protein-like
Exons: 2
Coding region: 1-1842 (613 amino acids)
Cellular component (GO): cytoplasm; plasma membrane; cytosol
Molecular function (GO): ATP-dependent protein folding chaperone; ATP binding
Source: RefSeq, a predicted model, not a curated record